AUGGACAAACAAGAACAAAACAUUUCAAGUAAUGAAGAAGAGAGCAUCAUUGUUGAGGAAGUGGAAAUCGUAGACUUGGACUAUUUUGAAGAAGAGGACGAAAAAAACAAUAAACCUCACCAAGUAGGAGUAUUAUUACCAUCAUUAGAAGAUGUGAUAACAGUCGACCAAGAAAUAAAAGAAAAUCAAAAUUUGUUUCAAUUGAAUUACAAAAGAAUAGCCAAUGAAAUUUCAAUUAUUAAAGGAGUAGAAGAAGAAAUUGCAGUAAAGGAAGAAUUUAUAGGAUCGAUUGAAAAUUUAAUUAAUUGGAUGAACUCUCAAUUUAAUAAAAAUUUGAUCGACAAUCAAUUAUUAAAACCACUUGUUGAUAAUAAUGAAUUUAUUAUUGAUUUAGAUUCAAUAAAUUCUUUGGAUGAAUUAUUAUCAAGAUUAGAAUCCGAAUUAAAAAUGCAAGAGGUUGACAUUGAAAUUAAAAAGGCCGAAGCAAUGUUAGAAGGUGUUGAAGAAUCGAGAAAAAAAUCUCAUGAUGAAUCUUCAACUACUCCAACAAGAAAUAAUAACAAUGAUAUAAAUAAUGGUGUUCCAUUAACAUAUUCACCAAAUUCAAGUAUGACGAAUCUCAAUAACACCACUACUCCUAUAAUAACUAAUGCAACAAAUGCAACUUCAUUAGUACCAUCACCUCCAUCGAUUACUACUUCUUCUUCCAUAACUGCUGGUGAAGUCAUAACCAGUAUUGUAUUCUCUUCUUCACUAUUAGAUGAAUGGUACACAAAAAUAGUUGCCGCUGAUGAAAUAUUUAAACAUCAAGUAUAUGAACAAGUUAAAGAGCUAAUCAGCCUCUAUCAACAUGAAAAAUUCAGAGCUCCAAUAAAUGUAGUUGAUCAUGUAAUAGAAAUAGUAAAUAACAUCAUCCCUCUAUUUAGUGAUAAAAUUUCUUCAAUUCGUCAAACUUUAUCUCAUGAUAGACAUAUAGGAAGGUGGUUUGAUAGUUUAAAUGAAUCAGACAAAUGGAUCUCUGAUAUAUCCAACAAAGUAAGACAGUUAGAAGUACCUGAUCUAAUAAAUAAACAUGAUUGGACUGAUGAAAAACAGAAUAUUGAAAAUUUUAUCCAAGAACGUUGUCAAGUAAUUAAUGAAAUAAAACAAGAUGUUUUACAAUUUGAAGAUGAACGUAUUUGUAAUUUAGAACGCAAAUCAAAUGAUCUCUAUUUAAUGAUCCUAAAUUACCAACCUUCCAACCACUCCUCCCCUAAUGUCACCAACACCAAUGACACAAACACUAUAUCAAACUCUUCAAUGAUCAUUCAAAAUCCUCAAGAGGAUUCAAUAGUAAUAGAAUUAAUGAAAGGGCAAUUAAAAAAUCUAAAAGAAAAAUUAUCAAAAUUAAAAAAUUCAAUUGAUAAUUUAUUGUUACAGACCAAUGUUGAAAAAAGUUUAAUGAUUAUUGGAAUUUUAGAAAGUUUACAAAGUUUACGUAACGAAAUGACUCAAAUUCGUAAAUCGAUCAUUGAUUAUAAUGAUGCUGAUAUGGUAAAAGAUGAUAUUAUGUAUCUUGAAGAAAAAAUAAAAAAUUUUGAAGAACAAUUACCUCUUGAAGCAGAAAACAAUUUAUAUUCUUCCUCUCCUUCAGAAACUUCCGAUAACAAUAACGAUGUUGAUCUGUCAACUACAACUACCAAUACCAUUACCACAAAUGAUGAUGUUAUUUCAUCAACUACAAUUACUACCAGUACCUUUACCACCAUAAUUACAGUAGCUAAUACUACUUCGCCCAGUUUAGUAAAGGCUUUAAAAAAUAAGCAUAAUAAAUUAUUAUCAACUAUACAAAAUAUUAAAAUUGCUUUGGCUGAAAACAAAUUACAAAUGGUUGCCUACUUGUCGCCCUCAUCACCCUCCUCUCCUAUUUCAGCCAGUUCUGAAUUUGAUCAAUUAAUUAACAUCAUUGAACAUAAUUUAGAAAAUUUCUAUACAAGAUUGUGUUCUCCCCCAACAUACACUUUAGACAGUAAAAGUAAAAAAUCUGAACAAAUUCAUGGUUUGACAUGUAAUGAUGAUCAUAUUGAAGAGUUGAAUGAACGCUAUGAUAAGAUAGAAUCUGAGUUGAUCACAUUUGAGAGAAGUUUAUGGGUGCAGUUCUGGUUGAAAUCUGAAUCUGCUAAACGAUUACAUGGUGAAGAGGUGGUCGAACAAAUCAAUAAGAUGGAAAAAAAAUAUGCAGAUAUUAAAAAUUUGAUUAUCUUGCGUCAAAAAGAUUUACAAAUAAUCAAAGAAGGCAGAGAAUUUGCAAAGGGUGUUAAUGCAAUCAGAGAUCAACUUGACAUUGUAAAGGGUAAGAUGAGGCGUCAAGAUACAAAGACUGAUGCCUCAAUACAGGAAUUAAAUUCUCAUAUGACUGAAACCUUGGAAAUGUUAAAGAAUCUUGAAUCUGCUUAUCAACAUUUGUUAUCUCCUGAUGUUGAAGAUAAAAGAUAUUCUGAAACAAUUGUUGAACAACAAAAUCAAUAUAAUUUGGUGCAAGCUUGGAUUGAAGAAGUAAAAAUUUGGUUUAAGGAAGCUGAACGUAUGCGUGUGUGGAUAGAUGGGCGUAUUGUAAUAUUGGAAAAUUCUCCUAAAUUUGAUGCUUUUCAAGAAGAUAAAGUACCUGCUACACGAGAACAAGUUGAUGAAUGGCAGGAUGAUUGUGAUAAAUUGGAAUUGGAAAUUGAGAAAUUUGAUGCUGAAGAUAUGACUAGAUUAAGAGCCCAUGUCAAAUCUAUCAUGGGUGCUAACACCUCUAACAGUGGUGAUGGAAGUAAUAGCAAUAGUAACACUCAGUUUAAUGAAGCAAUGUCACCUGCUGACACAAUGACAAUUGCCAUCACUCUACAAACACUUAAACAACUUGAUAAUUUAUUGGGAUUGUUGAAACAAAGAUUAAAUGACUUAACUGUGUUGUCACUCAGAGUACAAUGGGAACAUGAAUUUGCUAAAGCUUUAAAUAGAUGGAAUGAAUUGAUUAACAAUAUCAAAGAUGUUAUUGUAAAUAAAGUCAGAUGGAAACAACCAGUUGGUAUCAGAGAUGAUGAUGAAUGGCUCAUUGAUGCUAAUCAGCCAAACAAUAAAGAUCUGUUAAUUGAAAUAGAAUCAAUAGUUCAACAUAUAAAAAAAUUUAGAAGUAAAAAUAUACCCGAAACUGGUCAAAUAUUAGAUGAAUUGGUGGAAAACUCAUUGGUGGAAGUGCCUGAACAUCUACUUAUACGACAAGAAAACCUUGAGGAAAGGGACCUGACAUUUUUAAAAAAUUAUUAUGAUUUUUGCAGAAAAGUUUUACAACAACGUCAAGAAGUUUUAGAGUAUGCUCAAGUGAGUAAAACUACUUACAUUAAUGGGUUAAAAUUAAAUAGUGAAUUAAUAGAAGAAGAAAAAAAUCCAAAAGGUGGUUCUGUGGAAAAGGAAUUCAUAGCAAGAGUUGAAGAACUUGGUAAACAUAUUGAACAAGCUUGGAGUAAUAUUGGAGAAAAGGUCAUAUACCCACAUCACUCAAAUCAUGAUCAAAAUGAAAAUCAUCUGGUCAAGGAAGGUGUUGAUAUUUAUCAUCAUAAAAUGGAAGAUUUGAAACUCAAAGUUAAUAAAGCAUUGAAAGAUUAUCAAGAUGCUCUUAGACUAAUUGAAAAGGAAUUGCUCCAAAGAUCAGAUGAAUUGCUCAACAAUACUUCCAAUUUAGAAGACUGGGUUGAUAAAAGAUUGGCAAUACUUGAGGAACAUAGGGUUGAUCCAUUGACAACUGAAUGUUUGUAUAAUGAAGAACAAGUGAAAGAUCUGUUGAAAGAACAUGAAGAAUUUUUAGCUGAGAAUAAUAGAGUUGAUUUGGAUGAUAUUAAUCAAAUCAAAGAAGGUAUUGAAAAAUUAGUUGAGGACAUCAAGUCAUCAAAAUGUGAUGAUAUUGUUAAUCAGAAACAUUUACAUGAUGCAUUUAAAAAAUUGGCCAAAAAGUUUGCUGAACUACAAUCAAAAACAACAGAAAGACAAUCAGACUUAUCAGCAUUACAGUCACGUGCUAAUUGGGAGGAUCAGUUUGCUCCUGGAAUGCAAUCAUUAAAUGAUUUAAUUAAUGAGGUUGACAAAUUCAUUUCCGAAAAGGCCAGAUGGAAACCUGAUUAUACUACCCAUAGUGGUGGCAAAGCCACCAAUGACCCAAAACAAGGAUUAAGAAGUUUUACUGUAAAGAAUAUUAAUGAAAAGGAAACAGGUGAUGAUUUUAAUGAUAGUACAACCGCUUCAAUUGUUUCUGAUACUAUUCCAAUUUUGACUACAAUUCUAACAAAUGAUGAUAAAACAAUUUCAACUGAGAAAGAUACAGUAUCAGAUGAAAAGGACAUAAAUUCAAUUUCAGAAGAAUCAAAAAUAAAUCUGAAACAAGAGUUUAAAAUCUUGGCAGAAAAAGCAAAAGAAUUUCAUCAAAAUGUAUUGGAACCAUUGAAAUCAUCAAAUAAAGACAUGGUUUCAGCAAUCAAAAAUUUUUUAUCAAAGAAUUGCCCAAAACAUUUAUUGGAUCGUCAAUUGUAUUUUGAAAAAAAAUUUGAUUAUUUGAUGGAUAGAGUGGAGCUAUGUAAGAAUGUUUUGGAACAACAUGAUGCAAUCAAUGACUUCUUGAAUCAAGCCAAUGAUAUUAUUGAUUGGGUAAAUCCACAUUUAGAAGUUCUUGGUGAAAUAUUGAAUGAUUGCACUUUGGGUGAAUUUAGUGAAGAUAAAUUACAUGAUUUAUUGAUGGAAGUUAACAAGAUUGAAUCAGAACAACAAGCCUAUACUGUAGUACAAUUUAAAAAAGCAGAAGUUGAUGAUUUAUGGCAAGAAUUACAAGAUUCUAUACCAAAAACCAAACAACAAUUGGACCAAGCAUUACAAGUAGCAGAUUUCAAAGAGAAAAUCAGAGAAACACUUUUCAAGAUUGAAAAUUUAUCCAAUAUAAUAUCAUCUUCAUUGGUGGAUGAGGUGACCAAGGAUAACAUCAAAGAUUGGCAGAUUGAAUUGAAUGGCUUAGAACAGACUGAAUUGUUCUCAUUGAUUAAGCUACACGAUAAUGUUCAAGAGAGCCUUUCAAUGAAUACUGGUCCAAUCACUGAGAAAGAGUCAGCUGUUCUUGAGAAUUUAUUAAGAAAUGUUGCGAAUAAAAUUAGUGAUCUAAAGAAACAGAUGAACAAAAAGAUUGAUGAAGUUGAAUCAUGCAAUUCAGCACAAAUCACUACAUAUUUGACUAAGGUUAAUGACUUGCAAAGCUGGAUUGAACAACAAUUUGAAAUUUUUGUCAAUGGUAAAUCACAACAUGGUGUAAUGGUAGAAACAUCAGAGCAAACAAAUAAAGAAAAUCUUGAAAAUUUGUCUAUAAUAUUUAGUAAUUUCCAAAAGCAAUUGUCUGAGAAAUUUGAACAAUUUAAUAGUAUAAUAGAGGAAUUUAAUAAUAUAACAUCACAAGAAGGUAUACAUGAGUUGCAAGAUGUAAUUAAGUCACAAACUGAGUUGAGUAAAUUGUGGGAGGAUUUGGAUCUAGGAUCUAAUGAAUUCAAAGAUUUCAUCAAUAAAGUUGGUAAAUGGUAUGAUCAACAUGAUAUGAUAUAUCGUGUAGAAAAUGAUAUUUUUGUUGGACUUGGAGACCCUAAAAUUGGUGCUAAUCACGUACUUGAUGUUGAAAAUGAUAUUUUAGAUAAUACAAAUCGUCAAAACUUUAAUAAACAUCAUAUUGGUGCUGCUGCACAGCUUACUGAAUUAUCAAAUCGAUUUCAAAAGGCAUUAACGGAAGCUCAUAAUGCUUCAUUAUUGGCAGCAUUCCGUGCUGAUGCUGAUAGAGUCAUUGGCUCAUGUUUGGAGGGUACCUCAAUAGUUAAAUCAAGACAUGAGGAGUUUAACAGCACUGAAUACUAUUCACUAGAAGCUGACGCAUUAAAAAGUUUGAUUAAUGACUCUGUGAUUGGAUUUUCAAAUAGUGAAGAAACACUGGAGAAAUUUGAAGCACAAAUUAAUGUUAAUUUGAAAGCUGAGGCUGAUAGAUUGAUUGGAAUGAAUCCCGAAGCAAAUAAAGAUCGUGUAUUGAAUAUAUUCAAUAAAGUUACACAAGCAUUGGGAAACUAUACAAAUAGUAUUUCAGCUGAAAAAAAUGAAAUUGAGACGGCCAGAAAAAUUUAUCCGCAUGCCAAGGCAUCAGAAGAUGUCAAGAAAUGGAUUUCAUCUUGUAAAAUGGCUGUAUUAAAUAUCCAAGCUGGUGCUUUAGAUCAAGAAAGAGAAAUUAAUGAGCUAGAAGAAAAAGCAAUGAAGUUUCAAUCUACUGUUGAAGCUUAUAGAGACAUGAAAUUUGAACCUAAAAUUAAAGAUGCAGUAGAAGCUAGAACAAAUAAAGUAUUAGAUGAUUGGUGUAUGUUAACAGAUUUAUUGGGUAACUUAAGAUCAAGUUUGAAUGCAUCCAAAGAGGCACAAGAAGUCUCAAGAGCCAUCAAAGACAUCUUGGUAUCAAUCGGCCAAGUGAAAGAACGAGUUUUGAACGUAGAGUCAUUUUUUAUUGGUGAGGGAGUACCAAGAUUGCCAACUAAAGAUGAUGUUGAAAAUAAUCUAAAGGAACUUGAUGAAAUACAAGUUGAAGUUGAUCAUAUACUCGGACUAAGAAUUGAAUCAUUAGAUGAAAUGAUUGGUAAUUUAUUAGAGAAUGAGACCAGCUUUGUUCAACAACGUUCAGGUAUAGCAGAAGCAUUAACAAAUUUAGCAGGGAUAGUGUAUAACAAACGAUCACAGUUACAUGAAGCAGAGAAAUUGGCAAUAUUUGGUUCUAAGGCAGAUGAAAUGAAUGCAUUGAUGAGCUCACUGCUUGAACUUGUUGAUAUAACCACUAAAACAGAUGAUGGAUCACCAUUAUCAUCAUUACCUAAAAUAGAAUUGAAUACAAGAUUGACCGAAUUGGAAACAAAAUAUGCUUACUAUCAGCCUAAAACAGAUCAGAAAUUAGAAGAUGCAAUACGAGUAUCAGAACCUGUUAAAGAUGAUUGGCGAGUCUUGGAUCGUUUGGGAAUUUUGAAAGAACAAUGGCUAGAGUUGAUUGAAAUGGCAAAUGUUAAACAAGAUGAAUUAAGACGAUUAUUGUCUGGACAAAAGGCUAGGACUACAAGACAUGAGAGAUCCAAUUCUCAAACACUAUCAACAGGUAGAGCAUUUUCACCAAACAGAAACACCAGAUCAUCAUCAGCAAGACCUCCAUCACCCAGGAAACGUGGAGUGGUAUCACCAGGAUUAAAAUAUCGUCAAUCGUCAUCCAGACUUAGUCCAUCAAACACACCUAAUAGAUUAACACCAAGUCCAGUGCCAGGAUCACCAGGAUCACCAAAGAGACCAGCAAUAAGACUAUUGCCACAUACAGUUAAUAACUAUAUACCUGAUAUAAAAGACCCUUUGGAUGUUGAACUAGCAAGAAUAGUUAAUGCAUGCCCAGUGAAAAUAAAAGUUACCAUGGUGGAAGGUGAACCUGGAAGAUAUAUGUUUGGAGAGAUUGAGCCCAAAAUUUGUUAUUGUCGUAUUUUAAGAAGCAGAAUGGUAAUGGUUAGAGUUGGCGGAGGAUGGACUGAAUUGUCAAAGUAG
Messenger RNA from Entrophospora candida, 7599 nucleotides. The record is from the annotation of a GenBank genome assembly. Lineage: Eukaryota; Fungi; Glomeromycota; Glomeromycetes; Entrophosporales; Entrophosporaceae.